Carcharodon carcharias (great white shark) is the source of this 10447-nucleotide messenger RNA. It is a transcript of the gene ncoa2, whose product is annotated as nuclear receptor coactivator 2. Gene Ontology annotation, biological process: cellular response to hormone stimulus; positive regulation of transcription by RNA polymerase II. NCBI's taxonomy places the organism in Eukaryota, Metazoa, Chordata, Chondrichthyes, Lamniformes, Lamnidae. The record is from RefSeq and is a predicted model, not a curated record. Gene Ontology annotation, molecular function: protein dimerization activity; nuclear receptor binding. Gene Ontology annotation, cellular component: nucleus. The coding region runs from base 330 to 4889 and encodes 1519 amino acids. The transcript is spliced from 23 exons.
UAAAUACACAAGGAGCAUCAUGGCGGACAGUUGGGAGAGCCCCUCUUCAAAAGCGAAGGUCAGCCUGGUGAAGCGCUGCUCUUGCUGACCCCCAGCCCGUUCAGCCGAGUGAGGAGGAUAAUGUCUGAAGAUUGUCAAUCAUAUUGCAACCGAAAUGCCCUAGGGGUGUUUUUGGAGUAAAGCCAAGUUGAAUUUGUACCAGAAGUAAACCAGUGAACGGACCAUAAGAAACAGGAGCAGGAGUAGGCCAUUCGGUCCAUCGAACAACUCCGUCAUUUAAAGAUCUUCAGCUUCAAGAGUUGGAAAGCAGCUGCUUAUAUGUCCACAAGAUGAGUGGGAUGGGUGAAAAUUCCUCUGACCCUGCCAGAUUAGAUUCAAGAAAGCGCAAGGAAUCGCCAUGUGACCACCCACGACCGAGCCCUAAACGUAGCACUGAGAAACGUCAUCGAGAGCAAGAGAAUAAAUAUAUUGAAGAACUUGCUGAGCUGAUAUUUGCUAAUUUUAAUGACAUUGACAACUUCAAUGUAAAACCAGACAAAUGUGCAAUCUUAAAAGAAACUGUGAAACGAAUCCGUCAAAUAAAAGAGCAAGAAAAGGCUGCUGCAAAUGAAGAUGCUGUGCAGAAGGCUGAUGUGUCCUCUACAGGUCAAGGUGUCAUUGACAAGGAUGCACUUGGACCAAUGAUGCUUGAGGCCUUGGAUGGAUUCUUUUUUGUGGUCAAUCUUGAAGGAAAUAUAGUGUUUGUAUCUGAGAAUGUGACCCAGUAUCUGAAAUAUAACCAGGAAGAACUUAUAAACUCCAGUGUAUACAGCAUACUACAUGUUGGUGACCAUGCAGAAUUUGUGAGAAAUCUUUUGCCUAAGUCUCUUGUAAAUGGGGUGCCUUGGUCCAAUGAAACUCCAAGACGGAACAGCCACACUUUUAAUUGUCGUAUGUUGGUUAAACCACCUGGUGAAACUGAUGAGGAAGGACACGAUAACCAGGAAGCACCUCAGAAAUAUGAAACUAUGCAGUGUUUUGCUGUAUCUCAACCAAAGUCCAUAAAAGAAGAGGGGGAAGAUUUACAGUCCUGUUUGAUCUGUGUUGCAAGGAGAGUUCCUGUGAAGGAAAGGCCACAAUUUGCUAAUACUGAAAGUUUUACCACAAGACAUGAUUUAACAGGCAAACUAAUAUCUCUGGAUAUAAAUGCAUUACGUGCAUCGAUGAAACCAGGCUGGGAAGACUUAGUGCGAAGAUGUAUUCAAAGAUUUCACCUGCAAAAUGACAAAGAGAUUGCAUUUGCUAAGAGGCAUCAUCAUGAAGUGUUGAGGCAGGGUCAGGCUCUGAGUCCUGUGUAUCGGUUUUCGUUAUCUGAUGGCACCAUGGUUGCUGCACAAACCAGGAGCAGGCUUAUGCGCACUCCAAAUACCAAUGAGCCUCAACAUAUCAUGUCACUGCAUGUUGUUCAAAGAGAACAAAAUGUUUGUGGGAUGAAUCAGGAAGCAACUGGACAAGGAAUGGUGAAACCCAUGAAUCCAAAUUCCAGUGGUCCAGCCAUGGCAAAUGUUUCUGCUGCAACAACUGGCCAAGAGAUGACAAUGAACAGCAAUACAAGCUUUUCUGUGAAUGGCCUGAAGGAGCAAACAGGCAUGGGACAAAUGCCAGGAAACAGGUUUGUUACAGGUGGAAUAAACCAUGUAUCAGGCAUGCAAGCAGCCACUCCUCAGGGUAGUAACUAUGCACUCAAAAUGAACAGCCCAUCAAGAAGUAGCCCUGGUGUAACUGCAGGGCAGCAGAAUUCAAUGCUUUCACCUAGGCAUCGUGGAAGUCCUGGUAUGGUUGGAAGCCCUCGCAUCUCAACAAAUCAGUUUUCUCCCAUAGGAAACUUGCAUUCUCCAGUGGGAGUUUGUAGCACCACGGGGAAUAGCCAUAGCUACUCCAGCAAUUCCCUUAAUGCACUUCAAGCCCUGAGUGAAGGUCAUGGGGUAUCACCUGAACUAAAAAUGGUGACUUCACAAAAUUCUCCUGGAAGCAUGAAUCCUUCACUGGUUAAAAAAGGGGGCAUGGACUCCAAAGAUUCUUUUGGAUUGUUCAGUGAGCAAGUUCAACCAGAGAAUGCAUCUGGACAGUCGGAAAGUGGACUUUCUGGAGAGCAGAAAGACAGUAAUGAAAGUAGUUUGAAUCCAUUUGGUGCCGGUGGAGAAAGGACUGAUGGGCAAGGCAGAGGGCAUGAUGGCAAAGGCCAUACGAAACUCUUACAAUUACUGAUCACUAAAUCUGAUCAAAUGGAAUCUUCCCCCUUGGCAAGUACCACUGGAGAUUCUGUUAAGGACUCUACGGGAAAUUCAUCAGGACUACUGUCUACUUCAGCAGUGACAUCAUCCACAACCAGCACCUCUUCAUCACAUGGGCCCUCGCUGAAAGAAAAACACAAAAUUUUGCACAGACUUCUGCAGGACAGCACUUCUCCUGUAGACUUGGCAAAGCUGACAGCAGAGGCCACAGGUAAAGAACCCAACCAGGACAUGAGCAGUUCAAUUCCUGGUGCAGAAAUAACUGUUAAACAGGAGCAAAUGAGCCCCAAGAAGAAAGAAAAUGCACUACUUCGUUACUUACUGGAUAAAGAUGACACAAGUAUGCAUAAUAUUAAACCUAAACUAGAACGGUUGGAUAGCAAGUUGGAUUCCUGCAUGAGCACUAAAACAGCCAUAAAGUCUGAGAAGGAGAUUAACUUUGAGCCAUCUGAACAGCAGAUCAGCAGUGACUUGGAUAACUUAGAAGAAAUUCUUGAUGACCUGCAGAACAGUCAGUUACAGCAGCUUUUCCCAGACACGAAGACGGCACCUGCCAGCGGACCAGUUGACAAACAGACCAUCUUCCAAGACCUUCUCCAAAUUGGCAAUGAAAGUGUCUCUGCACCACCUCUUGGAACACAAAACCCAUUACCCGGGAUGUUACAGAACACUUUCAAUAAUCCUCGAGCUGUACAGACAACCAGACCACAACAACAGGGUCGAAAUGCAGCAUUGGACAUACACAUGCAAGGUCAGACAAGUGCUGGACAAUUCCCACCAAUGCGAAAUAGUGGCCCAUAUGCAGUAAUGUCACAGCAAGUGAUGGGUAAUCAAGGGAUGAUGGCAAGUCAAGGAAGUUUAGCAGCCAAUACAGGAAUGGUCAGUAGUAUGGGAAGUGGUGCCCCUCGAUCCAGCAUGGCUUCUAUGGACUGGGGUCAAUCGAGCUCUGCUGCCAACACCACAGGUAGCACAGGAUCCAACACAAUGACCAGGGCAACAUUGCAAGGUAGUAUGAUAUGCAAUCCUACACCUGGUAUUCCUAUGAGACCGAACAGUCAGCCUGGUCAGAGAUCAAUGAUCCAGACACAAAUGAUGGGAUCAUCUGAAAUUGAAAUGGGUAUGGGAGGUCCUCCAUACAGCCAGCAGCAAGCGCCACCAAACCAAACAGCACCUUGGCCGGACAGUAUAAUGCCUAUAGAGCAGGGACCUUUUGUCAAUCAAAAUCGUAGGCAAUCCUACAGCAGUUCUCAAGACGAUCUGCUUUGUCCAUCUAUUCCAAUGGAAACUGCUAAUGAUGAAGGCACAAUUCUUGAUCAGCUGCGUUCAGCACUAAAGAAUAUUGAUGAACUGGGUCUGGAGGAAAUUGAUCGUGCGUUAGGAAUCCCUGAACUUGUCAACCAGAGCCAAACUGUGGAUCACCAACCAGAAUCGUUCCCUAGCCAGAAGUCCACAUUGAUGGUAGAAAAACCUCAAGUUUAUAAUCAGCCAUAUGGUUCUCAGACUACAGUAGUACAAGGAAACUACUCCAGCAUGCAGGAACCUAAUUUUCAUCCUUUGGCUACUCAAAUGGGGCAGCGACCAGGGUACUCAAUGUUACGAAUGCAACCAAGGCCUGGGCUAAGAUCUCCUGGUAUGGUGGCCAAUCAGCCCAAUCAGCUUCGGCUUCAACUGCAGCAAAGGCUUCAAGGACAGCAAAUGAAUCGUCAGCCACUAAUGAACCCACUUACCACCGUCUCCAACAUGAAUCUACCUCUAAGGGCUAGUGUGCCACCACAGAUGAGUGGUCAGGGACCUAUUAAUGCACAGAUGCUGGCCCAGAGACAGCGUGAGCUUUUGAAUCAGCAUCUGCGUCAAAGACAGUUGAUGCAGCAGCAGGUGCAACAGAGAACCAUGAUGAUGCGGCAGCAGGGUUUGAACAUCCCACCAAACAUGGCAGCCUCGGGCACCAUGGCAGCUGCCAUGAGCACUCCUCGGAUUCCUCAGGCAUCGCCACAACAGUUCCCAUACCCUCCAAACUAUGGUACUGGGCUUACUUCCCCACCACCUUCCACCAGUCCUUUCUCCCCAGUGUCCCCAAAUCCUGGGUCACAGCUCCUCUCUCACAGCUCCUUGCAUGGCUCCCAGAUGAAUCUGGCUAACCAGGGAAUGAUGGGAAAUGUGGGAGGACAGUUUGGGCCUAUAAUGAGUCCCCAAAUGCAGCACAGUGCCUUCCAGUUUCCCAGUUCAGGGAUCAAUCAACAGUCUGAUACAGGAUUUGGUGGGGCUACAACUCCCCAGAGCCCAUUAUUGUCCCCAAGGAUGAGUCAUACACAGAGUCCAAUGAUGCAGCAGUCUCAAUCUACACCUACUUACCAGUCACCUUCUGAGAUUAAUGGCUGGCCACAGGGAAACCUAAAUGGAAAUGGCAUGUUUUCACAGCCAUCUCCACCACAGUUUGGACAACAAGCAAACACCAGCAUGUACAGCAACAAUAUGAAUAUCAGUGUUUCUAUGGCAACCAAUACUGCCGGUAUGAGCAACAUGAAUCAGAUGUCAGGGCAGAUUAGCAUGACCUCAAUGACCUCUGUGCCUACAUCAGGAUUGUCCUCUAUGGGUGCUGAACAGAAAUAUUGCUGACCCUCAGGAUUGCUAUUCCUUCUGUCUUCAACAAGGUCCAGAAGAUCAAUGUGUUUGCUGAUGUACAGUGCAAGGUCAACAUUUAGGUGGUAACAAUUAUAACCAACAAACGAACUCCACCGGAUCAAGCCAAGAAAAGUACAGCAGCCAAUUGAACUCUCAGCCAGGCUUAGAGAAAUUGUUUGUUACAAAAGUUGCUAACAGAGUGACGGGCUCCUUAGUAGCAACAUACUUACCUACUGAAGCUGCUUUGCCCAUUAAUUGCAUUCACCAUAAGUGUGACUUAAGUCUGUCCUCACAACAGAUUGACAUCGGCUUCGAACCUUGUCCGAUGAAUGUAUUUCUAUCGUCGUUUUGCAGAAUGAGCACAUCUUUGCUCUUUUGAUUUUGAUCCUCAGUGGUUGCUGACUUUUCUGCUAUUUAAUCCAAUGCGCAGGCUUUUGGCCAUGUUUUCCUCCAACAGUAUUUAGAAAUGAAGCCUUUUUUUGAAAGGUUUUGCCGUGUGUAAAAAAAAAAGAAAAAUAACUUGCAGAUAAGCUGAGUGAAUGCUGCAAGAGUAACAGAUUUUUGUUUGGAAAGUAUCUAAAUGGAAUUUGAAAUUGUUUUUAUGUUUUUGAUAAAACCAAAUGGGAAUAGACUUCAGGUAGAUCGCCAGUUGAUGUCAGCAAAAGAAUUAAUGUAUUAUCUUUUUAUACUGGGGGUUCUGUUCUGUGGAGUCAUGACUUAACAUCCAGGAUGUAUGAUUUUUUUGUCACAAUUUUUAAUUACAACAGUUAACAAGUAGAAUGUUUCUGGCUCCACAGACCAAGACUACCUGUUAAACAUUCUCAACCCUGUAGAUCCCCAACAAUUGCACAAUAAUAACUUGUCCAACAGCUACUGCUACAAGCUGACAGAAAAAACUAAAAGCACCAACAAACUCUGACCUGUUGCAUAAGCAGAUGGAACGAGGUUUCUGAUUCCUACAGUGGUUAAUAUCUUGUCAAGUUACUCAUGUCGGAACUGUAAUUCUUUUCCUAUUUCUCCUUUGAAAUACAGAUACUAGUGGUCUUUCAGGCCAAGUUUCCACAUCAGCUACCACAGGAGCAGCUAGUUUCUUCUGAGCUAGUGACCCAUGGCACUACCCAAAUAACAAAGACAGGAGCAGUUCAAUCUCAGGCAGUUGGUCUGUCUCAGGAAAGCUCCCACACACCACCAUCCCAGUAGCAGCAUCACCCACAAAAACAAUUGAUUUUGUCUGAGUCAGAAACUCAUGGUCACUCUCCUUGUUGCAGAGGCAGCAGAAGCUUUUCUGUCUUUCAGCCAGCCCAUAUUCCUAUUCCUAUAGUAAUAGCUGGUCUCUUCAUACAAAACAUAACGGCAUCCUUUGAUCUAAGGACUGAUUUUUCCUUUAUCCCAAUUCCUAAGCUUCCUUCCUUCUCUCCCUCUCCUUUUUCUCAGAGCAGUUAUUGAUGCCCCUCAGACCCGUGGUCUUUUACAGCACUAAGCAGCCCCUUGCAAACCAGGUUCCCUUGCAGCAGUAACUGGUCUCUUCUCUGUCCACCACAGCAUACAGUUCUCUAACAGAAUCCUACAAACCAAACUGAGCGGUGAUCUGGAGUUCAGGUGCAUCACUGAAAGCUGCCAGGUCCCUCUCCACCAUGGACACUUUGAAAUAACUCUGUAGAGACAAAAUAAUGAAAGCAAAGCUAAAAGUUAUUUCCCCUCUUCCCUCCUAUCUCUUUAUAGUAUAUUGCUUGUGCAUUUUGUAUAGUUUUUAUACAGUUGGCAUGUACUGUUUGUGUUCUCUUGUAGAAGCUAAUGUAUAAUGGCUCUAUCUGCAUGAAAAUGCAGAAGGAUUACUAGUUCACUGGCAACUAGCCCAAGGAUAGUGCAGAAAUUGUGAACCUUUGAGAGAAAUGAGACAAAUUUAUUUUUGCUGAAUUUCUAAAAAUGAGGUGACACCCGGUACCAAAAUGCAGGGAACAAUUGGCUUGAGAUGUCUGGGUUAUAUAUAUGGAAAUUAAUUAGCAUUUGACCAGAUCCACGUUAAUUUAAGUGACCCAAAUCCCUUUAUGUACAUAGAGCCAAUAAUAUAUUAACCUCUGUUUAUAAUAUUACUGGUCCCUUGUCGGCAUCCUUCUAUUGAUGAACAAUGAUGGACAUGCAGCAAGAAAUCCAUUUGAAAUGGGAUGUCUUAAUAUGGCACAUCUUUGCUGAUGUCUAAAGAGGCCAGUCCUUGAGAGGCAGGUUCUGCCACAAGUGUCACACAUGAAGUUACCAGGUAUCAUUGUGGGUUGUUUUGGGGUUGGCAUCUGUUAGCAAGCCAUGAUAGCCACUGGUCAUCGUGGAGGUGCAUGCCAGCUGACAGGAGAUGUCGCCAUUUUACUCUACCAUCAGCUAGUGACUCCCAGGUGUGAUAAUUGCUGUUUAGAGCCUUCACAUCAAGCUUGCAAGCAUUCUUAAAGCAGAGCUUGGGCCUUCUGCUUGUCAUCUGGCUCCAGCUAACUCACCAUAUAAGUCCUUGGAUAUGUGAUUCUUUUAUCCUGUGGACAUGUGCGAGUCGACGAAGCAGCCUCUGUUGAUUAGUGCUAACAAACUUGGGAGCCCUGCCUUCUGAGAGGAUUGCCACAUUUGUGAUUUUGUCCUGCCAGGAUAUAUCCAUAACAUGUUGCAGACAGCGUAGAUGGAAAUUGUUGAACUUGUUGCACCUAGCAACGUGAUUUUUGUUCGAAUGUAGAAUGUUGAAUAAAUCCAAUUUAAUGUAGCCAUUCUAAUGACCUACAUAAAUAUGUUCAGAAUUUAGGGUUUUGAUGACUUUCUAUUAAGUAUGUGCCUGGGGUAAGUAUCAGUUUUUUCCCAUUCUGCAUUUAUUUUAUAACCAAUCUAAAAUGUUGACUUUGAGAGAUUAUGAAGUUUACUGGCACAAUAAACCAAAAAUUUAAUAUCAUCCGUUUCAUUUGGGCAGAGGAGUCAAAGCAAUUAAACUGAUCAGAUUACAGUGAGACUACAGAGUAGGUUAACCCCACCACAGUACCAUCUUAUCUACUUACAUUAGUCCAGAUCAUUUUCAAUGCCACAUUGACAAAUUAUAAACACAGACAGAUUAGCUGUGUAAGUUUUCUGUAACUAACGGAAUUCAUCUUUACACUCAUGACUGUGCUACUGAUAUGUUUAGUUGAGUUUAUUUGCAUAAGCAUUCAUGGACUAGUAAUGCUUGUAUUGUGAGCCAUAAAAAAAAUAAGGCAUGGGCUGUUCAAGUUAACAUUCUAAGUAGUUUGUUGUUCAUGAUAGCUUUACAAUGCUGUGGGAUCAGAGAGUACAGACUUUUUUGUAAGCUACAGAAACCCAGUGCUUCAUUAUGAUUUCCUAAAAGUCAGUGGCAGUUUCCAGAUGCAAAAUGCUGCAGGUCUAGGACCAGAUGUCACCACAAAUAACAUAAUACAAACAGCCAUAACAUUUUCAUAUGGUAAAGUAUUUUGUAAAUUUAAGACGGGAUGACUUUUGGAAAGCAGUUGGGUAUAUAAGCGUCUGAUGUAUGUAACCAAGCAAUAACUUUUACUUGAGAGCAUAUGUUUUACAUACUUGUAGAAUUUUGAUGAAGUAAAGUUCUUAAGUUGUUGAUUCAAAGUGAGGUACAACAGUAUUACAUUAGAUACCUUGGUAGCAGUGUCUCUCUCACUCUUAUUGUGUAAAUAAAGAAUCAUGAUGCCUUGAUAAGUAGCUAACGAGUUUGUUUCAGUAACAUUUGUGAGGCCAGUAAAUUGACUGGCGAUUCUAGUAGAUAUUGAGCAACCAUUUUUAGUUUUCCAAAUUGUACAAAUAUCAUGCCUAACUACCCAACAAACUGCUACUCUGGUCUGCAUUGUUUCCAUCAAUCUAGUAGUAUGAUUAAAAUUGGAAGACUUUGUGAAUAAAUUGGAAGCAGGUGCUUACUUUCUUAGUUUAUUAAGCUGUUAUAGGGUCCUGAUGCCUUUGUAUUUGUGUGUCAGGCUACAUGGAACAUGCUGUCAUUUAUGGCCUAAAACCCACGCUGAUCAUAUUGAUCACUGUACAGAUACUGAAUAACAGACCUGUUUUUGCCUCAACAGUUGCUUUUAGGAAGGAGUUCAGCCACAUCUCACAGCUACAGAUCACUCAGUUGAUAAAGAACUAUGUUCUUUCUGUAUUAAAAUGACAUCAUUGUGUUUCAGACUGCUUUGGUAUGAUAUAGCUUUAUGUAAAUAUUGCUGUGAUUUAGGAAAGUUUUCUGAAAUGCAGGCAUUUAAUUUUGCAGAUUUUAGAGCCUAGACCUUUGCAUUUGUGUCUACGGGAACAUUAUGUAAUACUUAACAAGUUUUCUGUAUUUAUUCUAUUUUAUAUCUAUGCUUUAUCUUAAUAGAUAUGGUUUACAACUGGAUGUGUCACUUAGCUUUGUGCAAAUAAUAACUCUGCAAUUGCCUACAGAGCCAAAAGAUUUUUAAAACAAAAAAAUCAGGUGGAAGUGAGGAGGUCUAUGUCAUAUUGAGCUCUGUAUAGUGUAACCCCAAUUUAUAACUUCUAUAGAUUUGAAUGCAUCAAGGUCUAUUCUCUUGGAAAGAGGGUGCAUGGGAGCUACUUUCAUUGGGAAGCAACAUCUCUGGUUGCAUUAUGUUCAAUCUAUAACAUUUUCCUCUAACAGAUUUAAAGUAAUGAUGCAAAAUUAACAUUAAGAACUAUGUAUUGUGAUGCUGUACAUUGCAGACAAGCAGGGCUUUGUAGCUCCGUUUGCAAAAUCCAAAGAUUUCACUGAGUUGAUUUUAAAAUACAGCUAAGCCAUGGUAUGUUGGUGUGGUUCAACAUUUUAUAGUAUUUCUACACAAUUGAUUGUUGACUGGAUGCAGACACAUUCUCUGUACAAACUAUUCUAUGGAUUUUCAAUUUGAUAGGCAAUUCCCGUCUACUUUUUUUCAUUUAGAGCUUGAACUUGUUUUGUAAAAUCUGUCAAUUUCUUAGUACAGUGCAGGAACCUCAAAUGCUAUAACUUAGCAUAAUGCCUUAGAUAUGUUUUUAUGUCCUGUAUAUUCCUAGCAGCUGUUUGUUGUAUUAUAUUGUUUGUAUAGUGAAUUGUGUAAAAUUUUUGGAUGUGUCAUCAGUUAUUAAUUUUUUUGUCAGAUAAAUAGAAAUAUCAGCAAUAUGGACCCAUGGUUAUUGCUUAGUUUUUUGCUGUUAUUUUGUUCCUUUGUGGUCAGUAGGGGUCACUAUUUGUAAAAUGUUUUUUCCCAAGUCUCUGAGGUGUAUAUUGACGAGUUGCAAAUUCUAAGCAAUAUGUAAAGUAAGAUUCUUCAGAAGGCUUACAGUGUUGCAAGUUCAGAGAUGUAUUUUUUUUAGUUCACACUAAACACUUUUGUUUUCUUCUUCUGGCAUCCAUGUUUGUAUCCUUAUUGUGAGCAUUUUAUGCCAAGUUAGGUAUAUUCAAAGAAAUUAAAAUAAUACAUUUAUGCAAGUUGUUAACUAAUAUUGCUUUUGCUGAUGUCAUUUGCUUACUUGAUGUUAAAUAAUGCUGUUGUAAAUAAAGAAUUCUGUUAUUGCAAUGUUUAAUAAAAUUUAAUUCCUUUGAA